This is a messenger RNA of Bipolaris sorokiniana ND90Pr, 564 nucleotides long. RefSeq lists its product as uncharacterized. Lineage: Eukaryota; Fungi; Ascomycota; Dothideomycetes; Pleosporales; Pleosporaceae. The annotation marks the transcript as partial. The transcript is spliced from 2 exons. The record is from RefSeq and is a predicted model, not a curated record.
UCCUCCUAUCAUGAGUUGGUACAACACCACCGUAGCACGCUUCAUAGGAUUAUAUGCGACGGUUGUGACGAUGGUGGGUGGUGGAUACCGGACAGCCAAGCGUACAAGGAGCAUUUGACGGACGAUAACGUGUGUACGGUAUACGAGCGUCACUUUGAUAGCCUUAAUAAUCUGCGACAUCAUAAGCUGGUGCACCUGGAGCCUUCCAUCGAAUGCUAUGGUUGCACUCGAUCCUUCACUACUUAUUCUGGGAUGAUCAUUCAUCUAGAGUCUGGGACGUGUACGUCUGGCAUUGAUACUCUUGACUUAAACGAGUCAGCUGCAAUGUGUUAUCAAUGGAAGAAGUUCCUGGACGAGGAAUACCGUGACGACAUCCUCAGCUGUUAUGAUUUCGAGGAAGAGUACUUCAGUGCGGUUUAUCUAUUCAGGUGUCCAGAAUGCGACACUACGUUUUCAAAACUUUCAGGACUCUUCCAGCACGUGAGUAGUGGGUCUUGCGAACAGAAGCUAAACGGCGGGCCGAUAGCCAAACUUGUGAAGUGGUUGUCAAACAGGCAUGCCUAG